UUCAUAACAGAAUCGUCAAACAAACUUCAGGAUGCGGAAUUGACGGCAAAAAGUUGUUUCACUAUGUUUGGAAACUACUACUUUGCAAUUGUAGGACAUCAUGAUAAUCCAGUUUACGAAAAAGAGUUCACUCCACAGAUGAAAUCCAUGGAUUCGAGCCAGGGCGAUCAAUCAUACAAGAAAGAUGACCAUCGACAUUUAAACCAAUUUAUAGUUCAUGCUGCUUUAGAUCUUGUGGAUGAAUCUAUGUGGAACACAAAUACAAUGUACCUAAAAACAGUAGACAAAUUCAAUGAAUGGUUUGUGUCAGCCUUCGUCACAGCAGGAGGCAUGCGGUUCAUGAUGCUUCAUGAUCUUAAAAAUGAGGAUGGAAUCAAGAACUUUUUCAAUGAUGUAUAUGAGACAUUUAUAAAGGUUGUUAUGAAUCCUUUUUAUGAAAUCAACAGCAAGAUAACAUCACCAAAUUUUGACAGAAAAGUCCUUAAUGCAGCAAAGAAACAUUUGAURGGAUAACAUUUACUUGUGUACAUGAAAAUAUAGUAUUUAAAGGAAGUAUCAAUGUACAAAAUAACCUAAAAAACUGAGAAAAAGAACAUAAAAAAUGUAAUUUCACAUUACAAAAUCCCAAAUCAGAGGUGUUUCCUUCCUAAGGUAAUCAAAAUAAACGUUAUUCAACUACUUA
Molecule: messenger RNA, 682 nt
Organism: Exaiptasia diaphana
Lineage: Eukaryota; Metazoa; Cnidaria; Anthozoa; Actiniaria; Aiptasiidae
Product: trafficking protein particle complex subunit 2-like
Exons: 5
Coding region: 64-513 (149 amino acids)
Biological process (GO): endoplasmic reticulum to Golgi vesicle-mediated transport
Cellular component (GO): cytoplasm; nucleus; TRAPP complex
Source: RefSeq, a predicted model, not a curated record